UUUUGUCAUGGGGGGCAGGGGUUGAUCUGAGGGAUUAUGGAGAGUUUGCAGCUCUGAAAAGCUGCAGCAUUUUGGUUAAAGAGUUAGGCUUGAAUUUUACAUUCUGGAUUGUGUGUGUUUGUGAGAGAGAAAGUGCUUCUGAACUGUGUUGUACUGUCAAUAGCUAAUAGAAAUUGUUCUUUAGUCCAAAGUGUGGCGUCCUGUCUUUUUCAUGUGAAAGACCCAAAUUCUAUCAUAAUAGUGACUGUGAAGUCCGAAGUGACCAGCGUGAAGAAUAUUGACUACUAGGAAAUCUUAGGGAGACAAGAUGUCAUCUGUCCUCUUUACUUGGAGUAGCUGAUUCAAAAUGAGAACCAACAAGGUCUACAAACUCGUCAUACAUAAGAAGGGCUUUGGGGGCAGUGGGUGAGUUUAGAAAGGCACAGUCUUCAUCUGCCUGAUGCUAUCAUCUGGAGUGGAGUCCCAAGAGAGAAGCCACCCACGUCCCCUUGAUUCCUCCAUGUCUGCUGUGGUACAGGAAUUGUACGCUGGACUGCCAGUCAGCAUCUCUACUGAGCUUACUGCUGGGUCCGAUCCUAAUGUUAGACUAGAUACAAAACCUGAAGCAUCAACACUUGUGCUAGCACAUAGUAGCAGUUUGUUGUCUGAGUCCCACAGGAUUAGUGGGGUGGAAAAUUGCUCCCAGGAAACUGAUAACCUGGAUCAUGGGGACAAGCUUACAUCUGAUGGGCUGGCAGGAUCCCUUUCUGAAGAGUCUAUGGGGGCUGGAAACCUUGCUGAGCACGAAGAGGCCAAAAGUGGAAGCUUGGGGAAGCCGGACACUUGUGCUAAUGCGAGCCAAAAGGAAGAGAGACGAUCUGCGAAAGAAACACAAGAUGCUGAGGAAGAGCUUGUUGGAUGUUGUGCUUUAGCCUCUGAAGAAAAGUGGUGGUUGAGACAGGAGAAGCCUCAGAUAAACCGAAGUGGGGGAGAAUUUUCAAGAAUCUGCUGCACUGAAAUGGCAAGCCCUCUGAAGAGUAAAGAAGAAAACCAAACAAAUGUACAGGUGACACCUGAAAUUCUGCCAAAGCCCACUGAAGAAGUACAAGGUAUGAAGGCUGAUGGGACUAGGAUAUUUAGUAAAGCAGGAUACAGGAAUGACAGAGUGAGUAAAGGUCUUCCAUCUGAGAACAAUGAAUGCCCAGAUAUAGACACUAUCACGGCCAGUGGUGAGGUUUCAGAAACCAACACCUUAGUUCCUUUAGCGCCUUUAACAGUUGUGGAGACUGGAUCAACAAAAGAACAUCCACAAGAAAAGCGAGAAUAUAAAGGAUUAACAGCCUGUACUACAAUGUCAUUGACCGCAAUGGGUUGUGCUAUUUUUGAUUCAGAGACUGGAGAAGUAGAGUUGUCUAGAUCAAGCCAUGUUAAUGAAACUAAUGCAGCACCUGCCAGUUACCAGACUUACCAGCAAGAUGAAGAAAACUGCCCUCAUAACAGUGCUGUUCCUGUACCUAAAAGUAGUGUUGAAGUUGUUAUGCUUCUCUCAAAAGAAAGCUCUGAAGCAUUAUGUGGUUCAUUAAGAAGUUUGUGUAGUCUGGAAUCUGGAAAUAUGCCACUGGAAGACAACACUACUGAGAUCUGUGAAAAACAGGAGGAGUAUCUUGCUGAAGAGAUAGAAAGCCCAAGCUGUGAUGGUGAUAGUCAAAGAACUGAGUUUCUAGAGAACUGGAUGGAAGAACAGCUCUCUCCAGUGCAGAGUGAAGAAAUGUCCAGUGAUGAGGCUGAACAAUUGGAAAUGGAUAGUUGCACUGAUCAUUCAUACAACUAUGGUUAUGGGAAAGUUGCUGAAAUCCAGAGAGAAACUGUUAUGAAGAACAGUUGUGGCAUGGAUAGUGGGUAUGAUAUUCAAGAAAAUGUUCAUUCAGAGAGCUCUAAUUCGCCAGUUCCUAGUUCUGUUGUUUCAUCAACUGAGGAGUUUCCAAAAGGAGAUUUAAGAAUCCCUUCAGAAAUUAAUAACUUGAAAAAGGAUGGGGACCAGUGGCAAAUAUGUAUUAAUGAUGUAGUAAAACAACAUACAAAAGAAAAUAGAACUCUGGUGGUGGACACAAAAAACCUUGUCAGUAUUCAGACUGGAGACGUGCAUACGUGCUCUAAAAAUAUCUACAAUAAAUAUGCAAAUUCUCCUUCCCCUGUUCAUGAUUUUCUGGACUAUGGCUCCAAGGUAGGUGAAGUUUCCCUUGAGGCACAACUGUUUGAAAAGGAAACCAACAGCAGUUCAGUGGUAGAAGAUCUGAACAACAGUUUUGGUAAAGCUCCAGAAGCAAAUAGUGUUAAUGUCAACCUGCCUACAUGCAAAGACGCUAACUUUGCUUACACACUAGGUGAAGCUCUUAGUCAUGAUGCAGAAAAAUCAAGAGUGUCUCUCGGGGUUAUAAGUGAACUUUCUUCUUGUAAUGCUGAUGCAGUUUCAAACAGAGAUGUGUACCUGGACAGGCUGUCUAAAAAAGAAUCCAUCAUUUCUUCUGCAAAAGUGGAGGCACAGCAUGCGGGCCUUCUGCUUCAUAAAAAGGAAGAAUUGUCUUUACUAAAUCACAGGAGUUUCAGUACUUCUAAUGUAGCAAGUAAAGGUUCCCAGAAGAGCAUGCACUCUGCACUGGGGGAUACAGAGAAGAUGGUCAUGGAUAUAGAAAAUGAAGAAAGUGACAUAUGUACUCAUAAUGACCAGUGUAUAAAAGACCACUGUUCAGCUGUCAAGACCUGCUUCAUCUUAUCAGAUAGUGCCAGCUUGGAUAAUGCUACACUGAACAAGGAUUCCUUUAAAGCACAGGCUAAAUUGAAGACUGAAGAAGUCAGUGGCUUGGAAACAGGAGACUGCCUUAUACAUAAUGAUAAAAAGGCAGUCAACCCUCCCGAGGAGAACACUCAUGUAGCAUGUGAAUCUGUUCCUUGUGAAGAUAGUUGGAAUUGCAGCAGUAUGUUUCAGUAUAUGGCAAGUCGUACUUCCACAGCAGAAAAGCUAUUGCAUUCAGCUUGCACUCCAGAUAAGUCCACUACUAGAUUAUCAGAAGUGGAGAUUUCAAAUACAAAUGUCGAAGUAGAAAGCUCGAAACUCUAUGAUGGCCAUAGUGAAAUAACAGAGGAAAGGCUAGAUUCUGGCACCAGAGAGAGAACUUCUGAUACAGAUAAGGGACAAGGACAAAUUAACUCUUAUGAAUUACAGAAAGAUGAAAUUGAUAGAAUAGAAACUGUGGAUAGUGUAAAGGCUCAUAAAAGCAGUCACCAAAAUGAGACUAGUGAACAGUCAGUCAACAGAGAUUUGAAAAAAAACAUAUUUGGUAUCCAUCUUGAACUUGGCAACACAACAGUAGUCCUGGGAGAGGGAGAACUAAAGAUGUACAAGAAGACUGUGAUACCUUGUGAAUACAAUCUUUCCAAAGGCACUACUUCAAAGAGUGAUACAGACUCCGGCAUCCCAAGUCAUGAAAAACAUUUGGACGAAUCCUUUGACUUAGAAUUGUCGGGUUUUAAACAUUCAAAGCAACCAAAUGAGACCAUUUGUCAGGUGGAAAAUCAAUAUCUCUCAUGUCAAAGUGAGCUUAAUGGGCCAGUUUCAUACAAGCAAAAUGAAACCCGAGUAGCCGAUGAAGUUCUAGAGUUCCAACAGUAUGACUUAAACAUCUCAAAUAAGCAAAUAUCGAACACUGGUGUACAAACUAUGACAAGUUCAGUGGAUGAACCUAAAAGAUCUCUCCGCUUCAAGGAAAAUGAACCAUUAACUCUAAAGAAAGAUGAAGACACAACUCCAUUGGUUCAUGAGUCUCUAAGAGAGAAGAGUUUUCAAGGAACUUUCAAAAACGUAAUGGUGGAUAACUCUUCCAAUAGUAUGGUAGAUACAGAGUGUUCAGAAUACACAGAUUCCAUCAGUGAUCUAUCAGAAGGGGAGAAAGUAGAAUUAAAAGAAUAUGAUAAUGUAGGUAGCAGUACAAGGGAAGAUCAUGGAACUUUCAAAGGAAGUAUGGUGGGUUAUAGUUCUACCAAAAGUCUGGUAAAUGCGGACCAUUCAGAAUACACAGACUCUAUCAGUAGUGCAAAGGAAGAUCAAAAAGAACAUACAAUAUUGGCAGAAAAUACCAAACUUUCUGCAUUAUUGAACAUGGGCAGCUUGGUUAUGGGCCCGGAAGGUAAAAUUAAGACCAUUGUUGAAUCCUUUUCUGUCUCACAGUCAGCCUGCAAGAGUCUUUCAGGUGCACCAGAAGAUAUGACUCUCGUUCCAGAGAUCACAAAUGAAACAUGCUUACUGUUGGAUUCUUCAGUAAAUCAUAGAAUCAUAGAAAGCAAGAAAGCUUGUCCUCAGCCAGAACUUGUGACUUUUACAGUUGCUGAUGGUCCAGAGAGAGUGAAUCCAGUGCAGUCUGAAGAGUUCUGUGCAAACCAAGAGCUUUCCAGUUUGAAAGGUAUAACUUCAAAAACACCUUUGGCUCAGAACUCGGAAAUCUGCCUGCCUCAAAAAGAUGAGCUGCCUGCAUCAUCAGAGAAUGCACAGAUAGUUGACCAGGAGUCAUCUUCAGCAAAUGCUCUUUGUAAUGACUAUUCUGCUAUAGAACCUCUUGAGCUGAUAGAGUCAUUUGAGAGAAGAGCUGAUGGCAACUACAGCACAUCUGAAGAGAGAGAAAAAGCAAUUAGCUCCCCAAACGAUGCAGUUAAAUUAGAAGUGUGUAGGGCUUCUCAUGCUCACAGCAAGGAGAGGUCUGUAAGUGCAGGGGAUAGUGAGCCAAUUGUAAAAGAGAUGGAUGUAAUUUCAUCAGACAGUAUUGAUUGUGUACAGAAGUUUAAAAGACCAUCUGUAAAAGACCAGAGGCAAAGUGCAGUAACUGCAGAAAAAAUAAAGAUGCCAAUGCAUUCCAUUUUUGACCAUAAAAAUUAUUUAGGAGUUUUGCUAGAAGACUUGACAUUUUCUGGUGACAAAGUUAGAAGCUGUGUGCCUCUGAAGGCUGAGCCUUAUGAAAAGCCUUCACAAGCCUACUCUACUGAACAGAUCCCCGAAUGUAGUUUGAAUAACAUUUCAGAUAAAGGAAAAACUUGCGUUAAAGAUCACUCAGAAUUAGGAGAUGUCAAGUUGCUUUCAGAAAUCGUAGACAAUUAUUUGCAAUCUAAAGACUUAGUUAACAAAGAAACGUCAGAAAUCCAUUAUAACACAAUAUGUAAUAAGCCGUCAAACGACACAGAAACACCUUUAAAAUGUCUUGAUUGCAGUGAAGUGCGUCUGCCUUAUGAAUUAAGUUCACAGAGCAAAGACAACAGGAAGGAGGUUAUAAGAGACCAAAUAAAGACGCCACAUGACUCAAUCAGUGCAGAAAAUGAGGUGUCUGAUGCGGAGAGAUUGGUCAAAGUAGGUGAAUGUCAAACUCUUAAGCGAAAGAUGUGUGAGGAGACUGAAGUACCUCCAGCUCAAAACAUCCUACUCCAUGAGGGGCUGGCACAGCAAAUAAAGGAGUCAAAAGACACACGGAAAGCAAAAAUCCCAUUGCAGGAGAGCGUGGUGUUUGAUAGUGAGCCUUUAGAUAGUUCUUCAAAUGAACUGGUGACAUCUUCAAGAGUCAUGAAGACUGAAGGUCCUAGAGAGCAGCUCUUUGCUGUCAUGAGCAGUAUAAAUGAUAGUGACAAUAAACAAGUAUAUAGCACUUUACAAGAAGCCAAAAGGCCAAAGAUUUCCAAGGAUGGUGAUGAUAAUUCAGAGCAUAUGAAGACUAUGGACUCCGAAGUGGAAAGCCUGAGCUUUCAUUUAGGGACCCACAUUGAAUUGUCAGCAGAUAAUACCCCUUUCAUUCCUGUUUCUCUCUCUCAACCACAAGUUAAAAGCUUUGCUGGGAAUGAUGAAAUCCAUGGUGCCUUUGGAAGUACACACAAACUAAGAGGACUUUUUUCACUAAAGAAGCAGCCACGAAGGAAGGUUCCCACACCAGAUGAGCUCAAAACUGUAAGAAAAAGUAAAGUUAAAAGCUCAGCUUUUAUAGGGAAUUCCCCUGGAACUGUUCCUACGCAAGAACACAAACUCCUCAGCUCUGUAUAUUUUGCAUGUAAACCAUCAGUAAUGGAAGCAGACAUAGCCAUGAGACUGGACCACAUGUCAAAGCAGAGAGCCAAUAGGUGCAGUUUGUUGAACAGCUUGAAACUUAGUAAAUGUACCAAAGAACCAACACUGUUAAGCAGGCUGUCUACUAUGGCCAGUAAACUACUAGCCCCACCCAAAAGCAUCCACAGGUUAAAGACUCUGCAAUGUUCCUCUGACCAUCCAGUGGUUGAAAGGUUCAGCCAACUUAGAUCUAAAAAGCUACUGGAAGUUUUUUCAUGCAUUAACAUGAAGUUAAACUCUCACCAGGCUGAUGGCUUGUGCACCAAGAUGUUCAACUUUCAGCCGUUGGCACUUUAUCCUGUAGACUCCGCCAAAAUACACAUUUUAGACUGGAGUAGUAACAUUCCAUCAUCAGUCUUCAAUACCCCCAUUUCCCCAGUUUCUUUUCACAUCAAAUUGGACUCUGAUUCUUUGAUAAACCUCAGGGGGAUUACAUCCCAACAGUGUGUACCUGAUAUACCAGCUUUAGGAGAGGCACCAUUACAUCCGUCACAGCCUUCAAAAUGGACCUUUUCUUUCCUCCUGUCCCAAAGCUGCUCAGGUGCAUCAGCUUUCAGGGAAGACGCUAAUCUCCGUAAGGAGCUGCAAUCUUCUGCUCUCUCUCUAACAACCCCAGAGGCCGUAAUCCCUAGUCAUGACAUUAGGAGAAGUCCCAUAGCUAAAAGAAGAACAGGGUGCUCCCUGCUUGGCCUUCACACAGUGUUAGCUCUUUCUUCCCCUGGAUGUUACAGGAUCUGGACAAGAAGAAGAAAUGUAACCAGUCGAAUUCCUACUGUCCAGAGACUGUUUAUGUCACAAUUCACACAGGGCUUGAAAGGGUUAAGGUCUCCAACUUCCGUAUCAGAUGACCUCUUCUCUUCAUUGCCCUACUCACUGGGCAGGGUACUUUCCAUAUGGAGCCAGCAUGGUCCUUCCGCCUGUCCCUCCGAAUUCACUCCUCUCCAUCCCAAUCACUGCAAGUGGCAGCCAAGUCUGGGCAUCGAGAACAGUUAUGCCAUGUUACCACACAUGACUGUCCAGGGAACAGAAGCUGCAAGGACCACGAGUGCUGAGAUAAGGCUGGAACGUUCACUCUGUGAUUUGCUACCAAAGUCUUGCAUGUUUCCGGAAUCGGCAAUCUCUCCACUCAGGCUUUCAGUACCUGAAUUACAGGUCCAUCCCUUUGAUGAACUCGAUGCUUCUCUCCCACUGUGUCCCACAUCCCAGAGCGCCACCAAACUGAAAAAAGCUGAGCCAGAGAAGAGGCCAAAGAGAGUUUCUCAGAUCCGGAUCCGGAAAACUGUUCCCAAGCCAGAUCCUAACCUCACCCCCAUGGGACUCCCCAGACCAAAAAGGCUGAAGAAGAAAGAAUUUAGUUUAGAAGAAAUUUACACAAACAAGAACUACAAGUCCCCUCCAGCGACCAGGUGUCUGGAAACCAUCUUUGAGGAGCCCAAGGAGAAAAAUGGAUCCUUGAUCUCUAUCAGCCAGCAGAAGAGGAAGCGGAUUCUGGAGUUCCAGGACUUCACUAUUCCCCGGAAGAGGAAGGCACGAAGCAGAGUUAAAGUGGCGGGUAGUUUCACCCGGGCAAAAAAGGCUGCACUACAGGGCAGAGAGCUAGAUGCCCUCCUGAUUCAGAAACUAAUGGACCUUGAAGCCUUUUUUGCAGAGGAGGAGGAACGGGAGCAAGCAUCUGGAAGCUGAGGGAAGCAUCUAGUGGGAAAUGGCUCAGUUCCUUUAAUGCUUUGAUCCACUUGGGAGGGAUCUGCCUAUUUCUCCAGACCUUGCCAACCACUCUGUUCUAAUACCUGAUGAUCAUUCGUUGGCUGUCACCCUCUUUGAGGUGCUAGUGUGUGUGUGUGUGUGUAUGUAUAUAUAUAUACACACACACACACUAGUGAUUUUAUAUAUAUGCAUCACUAAAAUAUAUAUAUAUAUUUUAGUGAUGCAGGAGAGAGUCCUUUAAUUCCCCUGCAUGAGUGUAGCACAGCCAGGAGGCAUGCUAUUCCUCCCCAACCUCUUUAGAAAUUGUGGCUAAUAUUUAAACGCCUCCUGCAGGUGGGAUAAGGAGAGUGAAGGAGGAAAUAGUACACCUUCAAUGACACUAGGAUUCGAAAUACUCCUGAACUUUUGCAUAUUCAUUUGAGUCUGCUGUUUACUGUAGUGGCUUGUCCAGACAACUUGACAGAGGCAGGUGAGAUGAAUUCAGAGAGAUGAAUUUAGGGAGGUGGGUUCUUGAGAUACCACAAACUUCAAAAAUUAAAGAAAAAUAGUUUAUUUGCUUUUAAUUACUUCCAUGUCUGUGCCCAGAAGUUUUCUUCUGUGAUUCAGUUGCCCUUCCUGCACUCAGUCAGCAGCAGCCAUACAUGACCAGGUCUUAAAUAAGUUGCACUUUGUAUGUGUUUUUCCUUUAUUUGCUGCAUGAAAGGCGCCUUUUACUGUUACUUACCUUGGUUUUUUUAAUCACACAUUAAGAAAAAUGGCGCUAAAUGCUAAGUUCUAACAAAUUGUAGAGUGCAUUUGUUAACCUGGUUUGCUGAUGCUUUGCCUUUGGAGGGAGGGGGGAAGGUAGGGAGUAGCAGAAGGCUAUUACUAAUGUUCAGUUAGUGGGACUAUGCUCAGAGACGUGGCACCAGGAACUUCAGUGUGAAGUUUAUACUCUUUUUUUUUUUAGUGGUUUUAAUUCUGACAAGAAUACUAAUUUGAUCUCAACAAGCCAAGCAGAUUUUUCUCCAUCUCAUCUUUCUACCAUUUUAACUUAGAAUUCUAGUUUGGGAUAGAGCUUCACGUAGCUUAUAUAAUUAGAGGUUCAGUAUACAGCAGUGCUGUACUUAAUGGCUAGUGUUGUACAAAGAGAUUCACUCAAGCCUCCUAAUGUAUAGAAAGUGUGUGUUUUUGUUUUUUGUUUUUAAUACUUAAGGCCAUUCGUAAUUUGAAGUAGCACUGGGUAGUCUCUCAGCCAUACUUUUGAGGACCAGUGCUCCCCUCUGGGAUCCUUACUUGAAGCUGCAAUUCAGGUAAUUUCUGUUCUUCAGUGCCUACAGGAGUUAUUCAGGCAAAGCUUAAUGGGAUGCUGUCAUUGGUGACAUUCUCAAAGUUUAACAGUUCCAUUGCUUCUUUUCCCUGCCACUUGCAACUUGCACUUUUUUUACCAAUGUGCCCCUACAGCAACUUUCUAUUUACCUCCAAAAUCAGUGUGUACGUCAGACAUGUAGUGAAUGAGCUUUCUCACCCAGCGCAAACAUGGGUUGAGGAUACCCUGCGAUCUUUUUUGCUGCUCUGCCAGCAUUGUUGUUGACCUGAUAGAGAACUUAAACUGACAAGCCAUCUGUUUAAAUUCAAGAACUUUGAACAGGCAGGAAAUGUUGGAUGAUUGCACUGUGUGACUUCAGUGAAUAAUGUUCUGGGUUUGUUUUGUUCCCAGCUCAUUUGCUGGGAUUCUUGCACUGUUUACCCCCUUGUUUUGAGGGUUGAUCAUCUUUACCCAGUGAGGAAAACUGAAAUAGAAAUGCAAACUACUGCUUUGGUUGUUUUAUGCUGGUUGAGGCAAAAUUUGGGCCUAUUGACAUACCAUUUUGGCUACUGCUGUACAGGUCCAUUUGAUCCAUUGAGGUUACUAAGUGAUACCUUAGUCCUCCUCAUAUUAUGAAAGGGAUCCCUGAAAAUAACUAAUCACACUACUGUGGAUAUUGCCUUCUAAAAUGUUUUUUAAACUCCCCAUACAAUUCAUGACAUCAGCACAGAUAUUGACUGACCGGAAGCUGCAGUAGGGGACUUCGCUUUCAUUUUUAUGCCACAAUGUGGGAUUUCAUGACACACUAUUACAAAAUGAAUUAAUACUGAUGUGGAAUUAAUGCUAAUGAGGGAUCUUCUGGCUCUAUGGUGGAGUUGGGAUAUAACCUCUGGGGGGGUUUGUGAAGUGGGUGGGUGGGGAGAAAACUCAGGUCCAAGCAGGGUUCUGCCCGCUUAGCGUGUGCUUUGAAACAUUUAAUUUGUUUUUACCUUUUGUUCUUUGCUUCUUUCCUCUUGGCCUUGUUUAUUGUCACUUUGAAAUAACAUGUCACAGAAAGCUCUUUUUGUUGCUACAGCAGAGAGGCACAAUGAAAAUAUUCAGCUCCAUUUCACUUACAAUCGCUGGAACUGUUCAGGUCUGUGAUUCCCCAAUGUACCACAUUCCCCAGGAUUUUUGAAAACUCUUAACACUUCAGCAUUAUCAUGAUCAAGGGUUUUUUUAUAGCUGUGUAAUGAAGGUAUAAGCUAAUCUAAAUUAGCCCCCCCCCCUUUUUUUUUCAGGUGGUCUAACCUUAAUCAUGCUUUUGUGGUUCUCCACAACUUCUUUUCCUGUUUGCAGUGCUCCUGGAGCAGUAGCCUUGCUCUGACUUUUGGUGGUGGCAGCAGUUUAUACUGUGAGGGACAAUAGUGCAAUGAUUGGGUGUCUUAAACUCCAAUCUGAGAUGCUUCUGUCCCAUAUAGUCUUUUUAUGAGAGAAAUGUGGAGGAUGCAAACUUUGGGAUAUUGACAUGCUUCUCUAGCAUAAGGAAGUGUACACUUGCCUUUUCCUAAAAUGGAGCCACCCAAGUGAGGAUUUUUUUUGCCAUAUGGAAAAGACCUUGUACAUAUGGCUCUGUGAACUACUGUGAGUGCAUUUAAAAGGCAAAUUUACAGAGCUGUCCCCAUGUACUCUGUCAGAUGUUCAGCUUGCAUUGCUGGGCUCUUUCCUGAGGAACGUAGCUGGCUGGGGAUGGACGGGGUUUUUAUUUUACUGAAAUCAAAGCUUAAUGUUCUCAUCCAGCUGCAAAUCCAAGCAGCAAAAGGUACUUGAUGCAUAUUGAGGGGGCUCUCAUGACCCUGUAUCCCCAGGAUUGUGAACACUUGAGUUCUGAUGCUUUCCGGAUGUGGUUUUUGGCAGGCCAUUCUCAUUUACCGUAUCCUAUUCAGAGUUGGGUUCUGUGAUGUGGUAGAUGUCAGUCACUCUGCUGGAGAGUGGAUGCUAACUGCCUGAAUGAGAUGUGUGUCUGAUAUUAUCAUGUUAAUAAAUAGCUCAAUGGAAAUUUGUACUCUUUUUGUAACAUUGGCCUCUGUUAUGCCUCGGCAGAUUAGUUUCUGUUCAAUAGUUUGUGAAUCUAAAAUUCCACUGAUUUUUUUUUUUUCUUUUGUGUGUGUGUUUUUAAUUUAUGGAAAUAAAUUGUUUUGAGAACCUUUCAA
Messenger RNA from Malaclemys terrapin pileata, 11299 nucleotides. RefSeq names its product proline rich 14 like (gene PRR14L). The transcript has 10 exons. The record is from RefSeq and is a predicted model, not a curated record. NCBI's taxonomy places the organism in Eukaryota, Metazoa, Chordata, Testudines, Emydidae. Bases 440 to 7798 code for a protein of 2452 amino acids.